CGUCCGACAGAAUCAUGGGACGAUAUUAUCAUACAUUUGAUAACCGGUGCCACAUGCUCGAGGCAGUCAACAGAAAGGUUCAGCCUUCAUCACAUUUACAAACUAAGGCUAGUCAAGUAAAGGUCUCAUCGCUUGUUAGCUCUAGAACAGCAGCAUGUCAAAAAUGCAAGGGAGAUCAUCAGAUAUAUGCAUGUGAACAAUUUUUGAAGCUUUCUUCAGAGGAUCGCCUGAAGUGUAUCAAGGAGUACAAGCUAUGCUGGAACUGCAUGAAGGCUUCAUCGCAUACGGCAAAAACCUGUAAAUCGAGUAAUUGUAAGACGUGUGGUAAACGACAUAACACGUUAUUGCAUAUUUCAAAGGACGAGUCGCAAGAGACGGCUGCGGCUCCCUCACUUCAAUCAGCAAAUUUGCAAGUAAAUUCAUCUACAUUGAAGAUGGCCCAUACUACAAUGUCGAAUUUGUCAUCACAAGUAUUUUUAUCAACGGCAUUAGUAAAUGUGCAGGAUUGUCAAGGAGUAAAGCAAACAUGUCGCGCACUCCUGGACUCAGGGUCUCAGUCCAAUUUUAUAACAGAGGAUUUAGUACGACAUCUAGGCCUUACGACAAAAUCAAUUGAUAUUUCAAUCGUCGGAGUCAAUCAAGCAUGCAGUAAAAUUCAAAAAAUGGUUCAAGUGCAAAUAAGUUCGAGACACUACGCAUACAAGAUUAUCACGAAUUGUCUAGUGGUGAAACAAAUCACAGAACGUUUGCCCAACAUCACAAUGGACAAGCACAGAUUCAAGAUUCUGCAAAACUUACCUUUGGCCGAUCCGGAAUUUUACCGAUCUACCGAUGUGGAUGUAUUGCUAGAUGCUGAGAUGUUUUGGAGCAUUCUUUGCAUUAGACAAAUCAAGGAGUCCUCAGAGCAUCCUUUGCUUCAAAAAACGAUGUUCGGAUGGAUAAUAGACGGUAAAUAUCCAAGUAAUGUUGCAACACAAGGAACGACACAAUGUAACCUUUCAGUGAAUCAUACUAGUCUAGAGCAAGCUGUUGAAAGGUUUUGGCAAAUGGAACAAGUUUUGGUCAAACCGGUGCUUACAGCCUGUU
Molecule: messenger RNA, 1086 nt
Organism: Linepithema humile (Argentine ant)
Lineage: Eukaryota; Metazoa; Arthropoda; Insecta; Hymenoptera; Formicidae
Source: RefSeq, a predicted model, not a curated record